Messenger RNA from Procambarus clarkii (red swamp crayfish), 636 nucleotides. The record is from RefSeq and is a predicted model, not a curated record. Lineage: Eukaryota; Metazoa; Arthropoda; Malacostraca; Decapoda; Cambaridae.
AUGGCCACGUUAGGAGGAACAGACUACAGUGAACACCGUAGAGACUACAGUGAACACCGUGGAGACUACAGUGGACACCGUAGAGACUACAGUGAACACCGUGGAGACUACAGUGAACACCGUGGAGACUACAGUGAACACCGUGGAGACUACAGUGAACACCGUGGAGACUACAGUGAACACCGUGGAGACUACAGUGAACACCGUGGAGACUACAGUGACCACCGUGGAGACUACAGUGAGCACCGUGGAGACUACAGUGACCACCGUGGAGACUACAGUGAGCACCGUGGAGACUACAGUGAGCACCGUAGAGACUACAGUGAGCACCGUGGAGACUACAGUGAACACCGUGGAGACUACAGUGAACACCGUGGAGACUACAGUGAACACCGUGGAGACUACAGUGAACACCGUGGAGACUACAGUGAACACCGUGGAGACUACAGUGACCACCGUGGAGACUACAGUGAGCACCGUGGAGACUACAGUGAGCACCGUAGAGACUACAGUGAGCACCGUGGAGACUACAGUGAGCACCGUGGAGACUACAGUGAGCACCGUGGAGACUACAGUGAACGUGCCGGUACAAAACACAAGCCAAAAUCAUUGAAGACAUUAUUUCCUCCACAUUGA